Messenger RNA from Cuscuta campestris, 1307 nucleotides. The record is from the annotation of a GenBank genome assembly. NCBI's taxonomy places the organism in Eukaryota, Viridiplantae, Streptophyta, Magnoliopsida, Solanales, Convolvulaceae.
CUCUUUCUCCAUUAUGGAUUCUUAUUACAGUACAUAAUCCCCAAAUCAAGAUCUCCAAUUCCUUUUAGAUCUCAGAUCCAAUAUUUCACAGCUUCAACUCUUCCCUGGAAUAUUCUCGAUGGAAGUGACUGAGCAGGCGGCAUAGCAAAAAAACACAUCAUUCCGCCGAAAACAAGCAACGCUUUGUAUCGACGGCGGCGACGGCAAUCGAGAGACUUCUCUGUUUGCCUUCCACGCCUACAUGACUACAUGUCUAACUCUUUCAUCAAACUUCUUUCUUCUUCUUUAUUUUGUUUUACAAUUUUAAUUUAAUUAAUAAAAUCAAAAUUUUUAGUAAGUUUUGCCUUGUUCUGCGUAUGCUCCACAAAUUCAUUCCGUUGUCACUGUUUCUAGAGUUUUUUUCUAGAUGGAUUUUUAUUUGCUUUAAAUGAGAUUUCUUGCAGACCAAUUUUAUAUUGUAAAUACUUUCUACUUCAUAUUAGUUUUCAAAGAGGAGCAACUUAAUAUGAUUGGGAGGUUGUUCCCUUGUUGUAAACUCGAAGGAAAUUACUUGUUCCUUCGUGAGAAGUCUUGGAGUGCGGUAUCUCCGAGUAAAGNUACACAUAUUGGAAGGAGCGAAUGAGAAUUUUCAUCCAAUCCAACAACUUUCUCCUAUGGAGAAUUAUCAAGAAUGGGGAAGAAGUACCCAUGAAGAAAGUUGGGGAAACCACCGUUCCCAAAACCGAAGAUGAAUACGAUGCGCAGGAUAUCAAGAAAAUAGAGAACAACGCCAAGGCGAUCAACAUUCUUUAUUGUGCAGUAAACCCGGAUGACUACCGGAAGAUCUCUUGUUGUUCCACCGCCAAGGAAAUGUGGGACAAGCUAGAAAUCACAUAUGAAGGUACGGAUCAAGCCCGAGAAGCUAAGAUAGAUUUUCUAACCCAUGAGUAUGAACUAUUUCAUAUGAAGGAGAACGAGAAAAUCGACGAUAUGUUUGAACGAUUUUCAAAAAUCGUAAACGAUCUUCAUGCUCUCAAGAAGACAUAUACGGACAAGGAGCUUGUAAGAAAAAUCUUGCGGAGUCUCACACCGGAAUGGCGCUCCAAAGCCGAUGCUAUCCAAGAAUCCAUCGGCAUCACCAGUGUCACCAUUGACGGACUUAGAGGUAACCUCAAAACCUAUGAGUCUACCAUUCUUUACCCCUCUUUAGGUGAAUAAAAGAAGAAUGAGAUUGCACUCAAGGCGUCCACAAGUCAAGAACGUGAUGUGGAGGACUCAAGUGACAAAGACGAGUUCGGGAUCGUGCUCAAGAAAUUCCAUAAGUUCAU